AUGUGUGACAAGGUUUUGACCUUUUUGAAGAGCCUGUCCAGGCGAAAACCCUUGGAGCCUGAUGGCGAAGAGUCCAACUUUAAGCGUUGCUUAUCCACACUAGACCUAGUGGCACUCGGGGUGGGAAGUACACUUGGGGCCGGGGUCUAUGUGCUUUCUGGGGAGGUGGCUAGAACAGUCGCUGGUCCCAGCAUCAUUGUGUCAUUCUUCAUUGCUGCAGUGGCGUCUGUAUUUGCGGGUUUAUGCUAUGCAGAGUUUGGUGCCCGAGUGCCCAAAACGGGCUCGGCAUAUCUGUACAGCUACGUCACUGUCGGGGAGGUGUGGGCCUUCAUCACUGGAUGGAACUUACUGUUGUCAUACAUCAUAGGAACAUCAAGUGUGGCCAGAGCAUGGAGUGGCACUUUUGAUGACUUGAUUGGAAAUAAGAUUGCCAAUUAUUUAAGUGAACAUACACCAAUGAAAUUACCUGGCCUCGCCCCCUAUCCAGACUUCUUUGCCGCAGGCCUUAUCCUUAUUUUGGCAGGUAUCCUUGCAUUUGGGGUGAAGGAGUCUGCCAUUGUCAAUAAGAUCUUCACAGCUAUAAAUAUGGUUGUGCUGAUUUUCGUCAUCAUUGCUGGCUUCAUCAAGGGUGACAUUGGAAACUGGCAGAUAACACAGGAGGAAAUUUGGAACUACACAAUAACUGCAAAUCUCACAACUUCAAAUGAAACGUUAUCAAGUUUUGGAAGUGGAGGAUUCUUUCCCUUUGGUUUUGAGGGAACAUUUGCUGGAGCCGCCACCUGUUUCUAUGCUUUUGUGGGAUUUGACUGCAUUGCAACCACAGGUGAGGAGGUUCGAAACCCUCAGAAGUCGAUCCCCAUAGGAAUUGUGACUUCUCUUCUCAUCUGUUUCUUGGCUUAUUUCGGAGUGUCAGCCACUCUCACCCUUAUGAUGCCCUACUACCAACUGAGUGUUCAGAGCCCCUUACCUGUAGCCUUCACAUAUGUGGGCUGGGAUCCUGCAAAGUAUGCAGUGGCUGUUGGAUCGUUGUGUGCCCUCUCAACAAGUCUGCUGGGGUCUAUGUUUCCAAUGCCCCGUGUGCUGUUCGCUAUGGCCAGAGAUGGGCUGCUUUUCAAACCCCUGAGUAACAUGAGUGCCCGACAGAGCCCUGUAAUAGCCACACUCUCUUCUGGAGUAGUAGCAGCAAUAAUGGCCCUGGUGUUUGACUUGAAAGCUCUAGUAGACAUGAUGUCUAUUGGAACACUCUUUGCCUACACCCUUGUAGCCAUCUGCAUCCUAAUUCUUCGGUACCAAUCAGAGCCUAGUGAAAUCAGUGAGAAGCAAGAGCUUGAGAAACAGAAAUGGAAUCCUUUUUGCCCCCCUAAACUCUCUUCUACAACAAGUUCCAAAACCGUGUCUAUGCUGACCAUCCUUACCAUUGUGUUUUCGGUUAUCCUGAGUGUGAUCAUCACCAAAGGAGUACAAGCUGGUCUUAUUGAGGAGUGGUGGAUGAUUCUCAUUAUCACUUUGGUUGCAGUGGGUUUUGUCAUGACUGUCAUUAUAAUCUGGCGACAGCCACAAAAUGGCAGCAAGGCUGCAUUUAUGGUACCCUUUCUGCCAGUACUUCCUAUUUUGAGUACAUUCAUCAAUAUCUAUUUAAUGGUCCAGCUGGGUGGUGAAACAUGGAUUCGUUAUGCAGUGUGGAUGGCUAUUGGCUUGGCCAUCUACUUCUGUUAUGGAGUGCACUUCAGUGUACAGAAGAAACGGAACAAGUCUUCCCAAAAUCCUGUUUAUGUUGAGACAAUCGAUGACAAACUGAAGAACGAAAUGAAAAACGGAUCCACUACACCUGAGCUACAAACCAAGUUUUAA
This is a messenger RNA of Myxocyprinus asiaticus (Chinese sucker), 1851 nucleotides long. Its product is annotated as cationic amino acid transporter 2 family protein. Gene Ontology annotation, molecular function: amino acid transmembrane transporter activity. The record is from RefSeq and is a predicted model, not a curated record. Gene Ontology annotation, cellular component: plasma membrane. Gene Ontology annotation, biological process: amino acid transport; transmembrane transport. Lineage: Eukaryota; Metazoa; Chordata; Actinopteri; Cypriniformes; Catostomidae. Bases 1 to 1851 code for a protein of 616 amino acids. The transcript is spliced from 11 exons.